CUCAUGAGUUGCGAGGAAGGUUCUUCCUUUUGCGGAAGUUGAGCGGUUGAGUGUUGUUUGUUGUUGUUGCAGUUCUUGCUCAAGUAGAGAAAAAACGUCAAUCACGAUGGAGCUGCUGUUAUUCCGUACCAUGCCAAGAACAAGGCUUCCCAGUUUUUCUGAAAGGUUUUUUCUCGGUAGGGGUUUGGCAGGUGUAAGGUCAUCAAAAAAAGCUGAAUAUGUAUUUCAGUUAUCUUGCUUCAAGUAGGUAACUCCCUCCGGUUCUGUUGUCUGCUGAAAAGAGAAAGAAAUUUUGAACCAAACGCGAACGCUUCUCGGUCAUUUCAUGGCCGAUCCUGGAGCUGCGAGUGCGUGGCUUCAGUUUCGAGUCCGAGUCGGGGAGCAGAUAGACGCCCGCCACUCGAUCAUCCGAAGUCCGAAGCCCAUGAAAUGAUCACUCGCGCCGAGACGCCAGCUUUACUUGGUACAAAUUGAAAGGAGCAAAUUGGAAUUGCGAUCCGGAAAAUAAGUACCGCCUUGAUUUGGUUACAGAAACAGAACAUCCAGUGGCGUUUCCAAAUCGAUAAACCAGCGGUCCAGAUCUUGCCAGAAAAGAUAUUCAGAUUGCUUAUUAAUUUUUCGGAAUCAGGUAAUGGCUAAGUUUGAAUAGUUGCUUUUAGAUCGUUUAUUUUUUUUUCAGAAGUAGAUGACUUUCACAUUUUGUUUUUAAGAUUAGAGUUGCAGAUGACAUGAAAGAUCAAUGGAGAGAAGGAAAUGAGAUUGCGAUGGAUCUUGUAGGGCCUUGAAAUUUGACGCCAUGCCCGGGCAUGGUAAGAAAGAAAGAAAGAAAGAUGUCGAAGAUGCAAACAAGUUGGUUUUGGGGGUCCUGGAUAGAAGAUGAAGAGAGAUCAGGAUCAUGUUGAUCAUUGCCUUGAUAGAUUGUGAUUACCGAGCACGUGGUUUGCGCUGCGUGCAUGGUCCUGCUGAAGGAAAUUUACUUUUAUUUUUUAUUUUUCUCGAUUUGCAUCUCGAAAGUCUAUUCCGCCCUUUGCUGAAAGCCCCAUAUCGAUCUGAUGAAUUGUGAAAACAGGGACCCCCGCACUCAAGAAAGCCACUCACGGUGUGUUUGAUGUGAGGUUAGAAAUAUUGUGAUGUACGUUGAAUAGCAAUAGUCUUUGAAAUUCAAAAGAUCUACAAACUACAAACUCGAAGAUGUGUUUUCCCGCAACAACAACAGCCGAAAGCAUUUUAUAAACUCUACGACCCCCUUGGUUGCCGACCGGAAAAGGCAGGAGAUUCGGGCGCGUUUCAAACAUUUCCCCAACCACCGCGAUAGAAAAUGAACGACACGUGUGAGAAAGUGUACGACGCGGCCCUCUUCGGCUACCGGCUGAAGGCGCUCAAAGACCUCCAGCCCGGCGACCCGAUUCUGACGGAAAAACCAUUGGUUCUCGCAGCUAGUUGGGAAACGAAUUGCGUCGGCUGUGGGACAGAGUUUUUCACCAAAAAUACCAAACAAGGAGAAGAUGACCAGAAAAACCACUCGUGCACAUCAACCGACGCAGCAGACCUAGAACCUUGCGGCUGUUGCCCCGCAAAAUUUUGUUCUGCGGAGUGUUGUUUUGAGAACGAGGACACGACGCACGCGUUUGAGUGUCAGUUUUGGGCGCGGAAAAACGACCAACCGGCGACCCCGGAGGAGGCUUUGCUGAUCCGCAGUAUCGGGAAGCUGAACGAGUCAAAAGAAGCGCGGGAACUUUUUCUCACGCAAGAAGCACACAAUCUGGAUUCGGUGGACAGGUGGACUACUAGUAUCGAGGAAAGUGAAAAGAAGCAGUUGAAAGAGCUAGUGGGACGAAACAAUUUGAACGACAUCUUCGAGGAGGAUGAACAAAUAUCAAAAACCGAUGCUGAAAAACUUCUUCUAGUAUCGCCAUCGUCUUCAGCCCGCCGCCUUUCCGCGGCUAUGUCCGCCGAGCGGUUGGAGUACUUGCAAGAAUUCGUUGCGAAGACGCUAGAGUUCGAGACGAAACAAGUGACGGCACUGGAUGCGAAGGAGAAAUGGCAAAGGCAAUCCGUGUUGGAGGUCGUCCUGGCCGUCUGGGCAAGGCUUCACAUCAACCACUUUUCCAUUUCCGGGCACAGUCGGGUUGCGGACAACUGCGCCGGGGUUUUCGUCAACAUGGCCCUUUUGGAGCACAGUUGCGCGCCGAACUGCGACCGAGUUUUUUUCGGAACGGAAGCAGGUGGACCACAGGGGCGGAUGAACGCUUGUUCAACAUCUGGAACAACUCAACGUGCGGAUGGUGCUCUACUAGUUUCCCAGCAUCAAGAACAUGACUUUGGCGAGGUUCAGGUCCGCGCCAUCCGAGAGAUCAAGAAAGGUGAGUUUUUAAGCCAUUCCUACCUGCCGCCGCUGUGGCCGGUUCUGGACCGGUGGAGGAAGUUGAGGUCGGGGAAAGAGUUCGAAAUGUGUGGCUGUUUUAAAUGCAGCGAGGUGCGACAGCUGCUCUUUCAAUAUCAAGCCUCGACGUUGGAAUUGGCCGGAGGAAUUAUUGGCAAGAACAGCUGCAAUAAGGAAAUAACCCAAACGCAAACGCAAAGCGACGAGAGAAACAAGAGCCAGCUGUUGACUACUUUUUCUACAACUAGUGCCUCGAAUGAUUCUUUCUGCCUGCAGGCUUCCGCCCCUGUUGUGGACCUACUACUCGAAAGCAAGCAGGCUAAACUGCAUAGCUCAAUCUUCAAAAAGCUGCAGCUUUUGCAGGACCAAAUCAAGGAAGUCAGUCAGUCACUCGACGAAAAAAUACACGAAGCUGCUGCAAUGGAUGCGCCGGACGACCAUGGCAAAAUAAGAGGCGACGAAACUUCUACCCCAAAUAAGAUCAGAAACCCAGCUGCUUUAUUCACGGCUGAAAGAAGCACACUCAGCAGGAUCGCGAAGGAGCUCGAGUCCGUGUGGCUGCAGGAGCUGGAUUCGGAACUCGACACGAUCGUGAAGAACAAGAUUCGGCGGCGAGUGGAGUUUAUUGUGAAGGCUGCUCUACUAAAAAACAAGGAUGAAAAGCACAACGACCCGGAGAACUACGGGGCGGCGGCGGCGCUGCCAUCCAAUUUCAGGAAGGUGAUGUUCGAGCAGCUGGCAAAGCAAGAGCAGUACUACCACAGAGUACAGGUGAACCAAAUCAUCCGAAGGGGGUUGAGAUUAGUAAAAGCGCGCUCGUUGGAUGAGGUGGAAAAAAAAGAAGGUACAAAAAGCCGGAAUAAAAAAGAUCAAGACGCAAAGGAUGAGCUUGAAUUUGUGGAUUUCUUGAAACAAGCACAGACCGCUCUGGCCGAACGAAAAAGAAAGGUCGGAGCAGUCAAGAUUGCCGACUUUGCGCGGGUGAUCGCGGACGCGAUCGGGCCGAGCGCUGGAAAAGAUCAAUUACUGCAGCUUAUUUCAUCAACAUCCCCAGCCCAAGUCGCGACGACAGCCACGACCCCCACCGACGCUGCAGACACAAGAACUUGUUCAUCUGCAGGAGAUGACCGUCAAAAACAAAACGAUGCCGUUCCGCUACCCCCGCCCCUGAGCGCGGAAGAAGCCCGAGAACUGCUCCUCUGGACCUCCCUUCGCGACUUGACCAGCGUUUUCCAAGUUACCCUUGCACGACUUAUCGCCGGCUUCCUCAGUUUGCAAAUGAAGACGGAGCCUCGUUUUUUCGAAGACAUUCAACCGCUGGCGACGCGGAAUUAUCGGCCAGCCAGGACGGAAUCAACCUCGGUCAAGAUGAGUUCGCACUUCAACCUUUGCCUCGUGCAGUGGGAAUUGAUAAGCCUUUUGUUGAACGACGGAAGUUCUACUUUCCACGAAGAGUUUGCCCCGAACGUGAUGGGUUUAGACGCGGUCUUACCGUCUCACCACCUACUCCGCGCCCAACUAGCCACCCUGCGCAUUGCGGCAACCGGGUGUUUGUUUGAAAUCUGUGAUGACGAUGAUGAAGAUAGCCAAAAGAAAGACGUGAUCGAUCUGGACAAAGUGCUUAGCCGGAUUGCGCCCUUGCUGGAUGUGCAGCAGCUUGCUAAAAAGAUGGCGAAAGACGUGCAGAAAGUGGGGGACAUCUAUGCGAUUUACAACAUCGAAAAUCCUUGGGCUGAUCAAAUCAUCGACAGUGGCGACGAGGAAGAGGACGACUGUAUGGAUAGCACCUAACAGACUGGUUUUUGAUGUACUUAUGGCUAUGUUUGUACUAGCGCGCUCCGGCUAGUACUUUGGCUCCCCUUCAAAGCUUAUUCUCAUCUACAGUUCGAUCAACAGUCAGAAGACAUGAAUGUAUAGUACAAGAAGUAAAAGUCCGUCCACUCAAUGAAGAUGCGUGAAGUUCUUCGCAGAAAAUCGAAAAAUUUGGGUCAGUGAUGUGAACUCGAAAGUGAAAGCGACUCGUUGACUAGCGACAGCACGACAAGCUCCUGUUUCUUCCUCAUUUAUUGUAACUUUAGCUUCUCCAGAAGCUGCAGGAUGGAUCAUCUAAAGUAUUCAAGUGUCGUCGAUCGAU
This is a messenger RNA of Amoebophrya sp. A120, 4517 nucleotides long. The record is from the annotation of a GenBank genome assembly. Lineage: Eukaryota; Dinophyceae; Syndiniales; Amoebophryaceae.